Messenger RNA from Anopheles stephensi (Asian malaria mosquito), 1237 nucleotides. RefSeq names its product probable zinc transporter protein DDB_G0282067. The record is from RefSeq and is a predicted model, not a curated record. Lineage: Eukaryota; Metazoa; Arthropoda; Insecta; Diptera; Culicidae. The coding region runs from base 96 to 713 and encodes 205 amino acids. Gene Ontology annotation, cellular component: extracellular matrix. The transcript is spliced from 2 exons.
CUUUCCAUCGAAGUAAGAAGCAAUAGUCAGCUAGAUCGACCGCGGCCAAUCGUUCGUGCAAGGAAAGUGGGAAAAAGGAAAAACAAAUCAUAACGAUGGCUUUUCUAUUCAAGACCGUUGCCUGCCUGGCGCUGCUGUCAGUCGCUGCCUGUGAGUACGGUGGCGAGGAGGAGCACCACGGACAUCAUAGCGUGGGCUACUCGUACGCCAAGUUCAGUGGCCCGGUCAGUGGACCGGCGCACGAGGUCCACGUCGAGGACAAGCACGGCCACGGGCACAAGAUCGACUAUGUCGCGAAGCCGGACUACGUGUUCGAGUACGGCGUGGAGGACCCGAAGAGCAAGGUCUCGCAGAGCCGCAAGGAGCACCGGCACGAGGACGAGCUGCACGGCGAGUAUAGUCUGCAUCAGCCCGACGGCAAGCUGCGCACGGUCAAGUACAGCUCGAACAAGCACAGCGGAUUCCAGGCUGAAGUGUUGAUCGAUGGAAAGCCGCUGCACGAGGAGGAGCUGGCCAAGCUGGCCCAUGAAGCCGCCACCCAGAGCGCUCACGGUGCCCAGCUGCAUCAGCACCAGCACCAGUUCCACCACCAGCACCAGGACGAGCCCAAGGCGUACGGUGGCGCCGAACAGCAGACCUACGGUGGUGAAUCGUCCUACGGUGGCGGUGCCGAGGGUGGUGAGGAGGGAGCGCACGAAGAGUACUACCACUAGACAGAACCAGCCGAUCGGUGGCAGGCUGUUCAACGGUGACCGGAACGUUCAGCAUUACCACGAUACCCCGCAGCAGUAGGGAGCGACUUCCCAUACCUUGAGGAUGUGGGAAUAGAACUGAGAGAAACAAAAUACUCCAACUUCCUUUGCUUUCCCGACGCUCACCGAAGCGUCGUCCAAUGUUCCUAAGCUUUAAGAAUGUUCUUUAAGACUAUCUUGCCGACCGGCUCACUGACCUAGCAAAAGACCGAUUUAGUCAAGCAGCUUUUGGUGGUUAGAACCAGCGAGCCUUAUACUUUUUUGGUGCCUACAAGACACUGCCUUACCAUUUCACAACUAAUUUUGAUUUCCUCGUGCAGUUAAGGUGGGCCCUUGGGCCACGCUUGAACUGCUAGAGACUGUUUUAUGGCGCACAUUAACCCUAAGGGGAAUGUUAACUAGUGUAGUAGUCUCGUGUAAAACCAAACGAAAAAAGAGCGACUCUUCCGUACUGGAAGAACGAAAUAAAAGUUAUUGAAUUGUAA